CACGACAGCGCGCGGUCGGCUCGGCCAUCCCCCUCUCUCGACAGACUCGACAGCUCGAGAUCCCCGCGCCCUGCCUGCCAUGACGGUCGGCCUCGCGCUCCUCCUCGACCUCACCUCCCGCCUGCCCCGCGCCGGGGCAUCCGCCGCCGCCCACUCCCACGCGGGGCUCUCUGCCGCCGCCGUCGCCGCGACCGCCGCCGCCGCCUUCUCCUCCACCGGGGUGCCCCUCUCCGCGCGCCACCUCUUUGGUUUUCCUGGGAUUACUGUUGCUCAUUGCGAUGCUGGCACAACUGCUGGAUGGAACGAAGCUCCUGAACUUAUUAACGAUCUGAAUAACAAGAUUCGCGACUCCAUCCAACGAGCAAGAACAGACUACUUCCAAUACCCAACGAAGGAAUACCACUUGGAGCUGAAACCGCUCUUCUCUGCAUUUGGGUUGAAGAAUUUCACCAUCACAACCCUGAGGUCCUUCCUAUUGUAUUAUUUGCCACUCGUGCCUAAACCUCACACUGAUUCUGAUGAUGAGGAUGACGAUCUGCUUGAAGAGGCUCCCAGAGAGCCUGUGGAUCUGGUUACUCCCUUCUACAAUUCAGUGAAGCAAAUCAUGCGUGAGACUUCUAUUGUAACUACCAGACGAGUAUUGGAAAGGAUUGUAGUUCGUCAUGUUUCACAAAGAACAGCAUGGAAACUUCUCAAAGAUGCUUCUAAAUCAGCAAAGAGGAAAGCUGCAAGGGGUAUGUCGACUCCAGAGUACACAUUCUGUGUUGCCAGAACAACUUUCCGAGCACAUGCACUGGGAGUAUCUGCUGCUUGGGUCGUGCAAUCCUUAAUUGAGGUGUACAGAUGUUUCAUCCGUAAGCCUAGUGAGGAUGACGAACUGCCUAGUAACGGUGAUGAACAGUUUGAUGAUACGGAUAAAUUCAGAUUGUUUGGGAGGAAGAUUUAUGGCAUUACCAUCAAAAGUUGUUUCUCUUUGGUUUUGGCUUCAAUUGGAGCAGGGAUUGGUGCCCUCUUGCAUCCAGUACAUGGACAAUGGUUUGGUUGUGCCUUGGGAGACGUGGCAGGUCCUGUUAUUGCUAUAAUUGUUUUUGAGAGGAUGCAGCUACCUCUGUAAGAAACUGGAUUUUCGACAGUUUUCGCACCCUGUGCAAGUCUUCGCCAGUCUGCUCUGUUUCGAGAUGUCUGAUCUAACUUGAAAGCUCACAGUUGAUGAAUAAUAGCUAUCACCUAUGUGCUCAUAGUUUAGUAACUUUUCUCAAUACGCCUUUGGGCUUUGUGAGAUCUGAACAUGUACUUGCUAAAUUUUGUACUCAGAUUUUGGAAGAGAUGAAACUUGGAUGAGCAUUUUUUGUUAAUUGAUUUUGGCAACAAGUCAA
Setaria italica (foxtail millet) is the source of this 1376-nucleotide messenger RNA. RefSeq lists its product as uncharacterized. The coding region runs from base 80 to 1114 and encodes 344 amino acids. Lineage: Eukaryota; Viridiplantae; Streptophyta; Magnoliopsida; Poales; Poaceae. The record is from RefSeq and is a predicted model, not a curated record. The transcript is spliced from 6 exons.